AUGGCUCCUGUCGUGCUCGAGGAUAUCGAGGUUCCAACUCAGAUGGGCCUCAAAGGAAGUGCAAUUGAGGCCAUCGUUGGCAUCGCAUUCAUGAUAGGCAUGGUUGUGUUUUUCGUCGUCCUAGGCUUUCUACGCCACAAUGUGGUCAGGGUUCAUAAUAGUCGCGGACGACGCUCCCGACGACACGUCAUAUUUGAUGCUGCGGAGUGGACGGCGACGAACAGUCUGCCACCUCCACCAACUUAUGACUCCCUCUUCCCUGAUCACGGACACUCCCAGCCUCAGCUUUGGUCAGGCUCGAACAGAUGGAGCGCGACGAACUCACAACUACAAAACGAUGGCGAUACUCACAACGCUCCCAACGCCACUGUUGAUGCUAGUAGGGAAAUCACCGACGAGAGAAGCAGCCAUCCAAACUCUUCAACAUUGAGUCCGUCCGUUUUACCCCCUCACUACGGACGAGAUCCUCAUGGACUGCCUUCCUACGAGACCUUCGCUUUUGCCGACGAAGAAGACCGGCUAAGGAACACUUGGUCUGCUGUGGCAACUCAAGAACCCCAAGGGCCUCGUGAGGAUGCCUCGUUGCGUGUGCCCGCAAGGAUUCUGCGGACAGAAAUCAUGGUUACUCAGAGAGAGAUAUCCCCCAACGAAGUAUGA
Messenger RNA from Fonsecaea nubica, 657 nucleotides. RefSeq lists its product as hypothetical. Bases 1 to 657 code for a protein of 218 amino acids. The record is from RefSeq and is a predicted model, not a curated record. The transcript has a single exon. Lineage: Eukaryota; Fungi; Ascomycota; Eurotiomycetes; Chaetothyriales; Herpotrichiellaceae.